Messenger RNA from Eimeria acervulina, 165 nucleotides. RefSeq names its product splicing factor 3a protein, putative. The annotation marks the transcript as partial. The record is from RefSeq and is a predicted model, not a curated record. Gene Ontology annotation, molecular function: RNA binding. Gene Ontology annotation, cellular component: spliceosomal complex. Gene Ontology annotation, biological process: mRNA splicing, via spliceosome. The transcript has 2 exons. Lineage: Eukaryota; Apicomplexa; Conoidasida; Eucoccidiorida; Eimeriidae.
GAGAUAACAAAGAUCGAAGAUGCGAUUUUGUUGUACGAGAAGUUGAAGCAACAGGCUGAGGGACAUUCGUUUAAACAAGACAGAGAAUUGGAGUGCGAAGAUGCAGAAGGUAAUGUAAUGAGUUUGAGAGCCUUUGAAGAUUUAAGAAGACAGGGGCUUAUAUAA